AUGACAAGAGGAUCACAAACAACAUCACCUGCAAGAGGAUCACCAAGAACUUGUGGGUUGGAUUUCUAUAAUGCUCAGCUAUCAAACGAGACUGGAUCGUUUACAGAAUUGAAUUCUUGUGAGUAUUAUCUUUAUAUGACAAAGGAAUUAAUUCCAAAUACAGAUGGCGUUUAUGAAAACAUUGAAGACAACUUAAUGGUCAAAUGGGACAGUCCUAAUCAACAUCAUCUUGUACCAAAACAAUCUCUCUCAAACCAAGAUAGAACCAGUAUUCUUUCUGGCGAGAGAUUCCAACUAUUAAAGGUUUUUCCAUCAUAA
This is a messenger RNA of Cavenderia fasciculata, 318 nucleotides long. RefSeq lists its product as uncharacterized. The transcript is spliced from 2 exons. The coding region runs from base 1 to 318 and encodes 105 amino acids. The record is from RefSeq and is a predicted model, not a curated record. Lineage: Eukaryota; Evosea; Eumycetozoa; Acytosteliales; Cavenderiaceae.